AUGGAGACGUACGACGCGGUCGGGGAGAACAAUUUCAACCCGUCGAGUUAUCACGGGAACCACACGAAACAACACGCGACGUGGUCGCCGUACGAUAACAACGGAGGCACGGUUAUGGCUGUUGCCGGGGAGGAUUACGUGAUUUGCGCAGCCGAUACGAGGAUGAGCACGGGGUAUUCGAUCAUGACGAGGCAGUAUACGAAAGUGGACGAAAUGUCCCCGAAAACGUUGAUGGCGUCGGCUGGGUUUAUGGCAGACGCGGCGACGUUGAAGAAGUUGUUGAAAGGGAGGUGCGAUCAGUAUCAGUUUGCGAAUAACAAACCCAUCGGGUGCGUGGCGUUUGCGCAGAUGCUUUCGAAUACGCUGUACAUGCGAAGGUUUUUUCCGUAUUACGCGUUCAACAUCGUGGCUGGUUUAGAUGCGGAAGGUAAAGGGGCGGUGUUUACGUACGAUGCGGUCGGGAGUUACGAGAGGACGAAUUAUUCCUGUCAAGGGAGUGGGCAGCAGUUGAUUAUGCCGGUGUUGGAUAAUCAGUUGAAAACGGUCAGUCCGUUGGUGUUGCCGGCGGUGAGUAGCGCGACGCCGUUGAGCGAAGAAGAGGCGAUUGAUUUGAUUAAAGAUUGUUUUGCCACGGCUGGAGAGAGAGACAUUUAUACCGGAGACGCGGUGGAGUUGUUUGUGAUGAAUAAAGAUGGGAUUAGAAAGGAGACGAUGCCGUUGAAGACGGAUUAA
Messenger RNA from Bathycoccus prasinos, 732 nucleotides. RefSeq lists its product with no specific name. The record is from RefSeq and is a predicted model, not a curated record. The transcript has a single exon. Gene Ontology annotation, cellular component: proteasome core complex. NCBI's taxonomy places the organism in Eukaryota, Viridiplantae, Chlorophyta, Mamiellophyceae, Mamiellales, Bathycoccaceae. The coding region runs from base 1 to 732 and encodes 243 amino acids.